AUGUCUCUCGAAUUCCACCUCCGCUCAGACAUCAUGUUCGGUGAUCGAUAUCGCCUGUCUUUGUUCGAGUACAACCUAUUUGCAAUUCAGUUCAACAAGCAAGAAUGUGCUGCUGUCAAUGAGACCGCCCCAGAUUUCGUGGGAUGCUCACCAGCAGGAUUAUCGAGCGUGCUUGCUAGCAUGAGUCUCACUCAGCCGCCAGCAGCUUCAACGGCUCCACCAGCAUCAAUGUCGUCUUCAUCGGGCAAUCCGAGCCUCACAACAAUAUCGGGCGAUGCAGUGUCUGAAACAGCGGUGCCCACGACAGGGAAGCCGAUAACAGCAACGACUUUUGUCGGAGCACCGUUGAUGACCGGCAGCUGCACGGUGCCGUACUUUGCGAUAGUAACGGACGCCGCCGGCGGGGUGACCGAGUUUCUCAACGUCGGCUGUUCUGAAAACCGACCAGAUUGCUGUCCAUAUGAGUAUGGACUCCAUGCAGUCAUCACAAGGUGCCCACAGGACUAUUUUACAACCGCGAGUGCUUGCUGUCCACUUGGAUAUCAGAUAUAUUAUACUGCAAUUGGGCUGGAGACUCCGUGCUAUUCGGCUCCUGCCACGACAUUUGUUCCAGCGUCCACUCCAACAGUGGUUGGUCUGACCCUUAUCACUGACCACGUCUUCUCGCAGAAGUAUUCGCUUGUGACACAACAGCAGGCGAAAAGCAACUUCCCUCCUGGAGCGAAGAUUGCUAUCCCCGUUUCCAUUUGGGUCGUGAUAUGUAUAGUAUGCAUAACGACGUUUUUCUGGGUCAGAAGGAGGCGUAAGGCGAAGCGAGCCGCCGAAGCAAACCGCACGACAACAUUCCCACCCGAAGAGCCCGCUCUCCCUCACAUGUCGAUGUCGAGAGCGCCAACCGCACACGAGCUGGACAGCCCAGAGGCCCAAGCAGGAUCUCCAGGGGUUGUCGGAGCAAACGGUUGGCCCAUGUUUCCGACAUCGUCACCACCAGCAUAUGAUCAGAGCAAAGGAGGGCUCGCUAUUCACAAGCAGCCGCCCGGGGUUCCACAGGAGCUGCCAGGAAGCACAUAUAUACACGAGCAUCAUCCGGUGUUUUCUCCUGCUGGUUCGGUGAGCACACCCACCGAAGCAACGCCCGGCUCGCCGCCAGGAACACCCGUGCAGGCCGCUGCGGCGGGAAUUGGGACAAGGUCACCAGUGCUGUCUAACGUCACAACACACUCAGAUGCUCAGGGUCCAGGAUUCGUCUCGCCCCUAGGGUCUCCGAGACUGCCCAAGACCGGAUAG
Molecule: messenger RNA, 1287 nt
Organism: Cladophialophora psammophila CBS 110553
Lineage: Eukaryota; Fungi; Ascomycota; Eurotiomycetes; Chaetothyriales; Herpotrichiellaceae
Exons: 3
Coding region: 1-1287 (428 amino acids)
Source: RefSeq, a predicted model, not a curated record